AUCCAGUCUGUGCGGUGCAAGGUUAGUUAACAGCAGCCUAGAGAUAGACCUAGAUCUUCCAUGGAAGACUGUUAUGACGCACAGGCAAACGACCAGAUAGUGCCGGGGCCCAGCCCCCCAUACAGUCAACCUGUCUGGACUGGAAUGUGAAGGUGGACUCUAUAUUAUGGAGAUCCAUAAUCAAGCCUGGAAAGGCAAACUUUUAAAAUGAUGGCAUUAGAUGAACACACAGCUUCUCCUGGAUUUGCAAGAGAAAGUCUUUGGCCUUAAGAAGAUGCUUGUCAGAUGUUUUAAGCACAUCUGGCCUCAGCAUAUAUUCAUCUGAAUGCUGGAAAUCCUUGGUCCCCAUAUUGUUGUUCUGUGGCAUUUUGCUGGCUAUGGUGGCACUCUCUCAGGUGGAUAGACUGCGCAGUUUUGUCUGUGGAAUUUUCAUUCCUCAAUACCACUAUCCCUAUGCAGUGCCACUCACCUUUGUACAGGUCCUGAUCAUCUCCCUGCCGUUGCUGGCCUUGCACGGCGUGGGCCUGAUCUCUCUGCGGCCGUACUCCCUCAGACUCGGGGAACGCAUGCUGGUGCCCACUGUGUGUGGCAGUGCCCAGGCUGUGCUGGAGCUCUGGGCGAAGGCCAGUGCCCACUCGGGACUUUACCCUCUCUUCACAUGCCUGCUGCCUGUCUUAAGUGUGGUAUGGAGUCGCGUCCUGUCGCUGACAGCAAAACCCUCUCUCUACCAGUCAUGUUUACUGGCCGGGGUCACUCUCGGUGCAAUCACUAUAACAGUUGCAAAGGGCAUAUAUUUAGUGGAGACGCUGGAGUGGGUGUACUCGCCUCUUAGUGUGCUGCUGCACAGCCUCUCCCUCGCCUGGAUGGCCAAAGUUGCAGAAGCUGAACGGGGCCACUUGACCGUGUUUGACUGCCACUUUUCCCUGGUGGUGACGCGCUGCAUGGUGCUGGGCUUCCUGUGCCUGCUGCACCCGGAUGGUCCUAGAGCACUGGAAGAGGGUAACUGGCACAGUCUGCUCUUCCUGGGCUACCUACUGGCCAUCCUCCUGCUUGGAGCUCUACAGCACCUCCUUAUUGACAUGACUGCACUGUACUUCUCACCUCUGGCAGCUGCCUUGCUUUACGCUGCUCGAGAGUUGGCUCGUCCCUUUUAUAGUCUGUUGUAAAAGGGAUGGAGGACAAAGAUAAUGUUUAUGGAGCUUUUAUACAAUAAUGCACAGCAAAAGGUCCAAAGCUAAACAACGAUUGGUUUCUUAACAAAGAGAGUGUUGAAAUGUCAAUACUUGGUGAAUGUUGAUGAAUCAAUCAGAAUUUGACAAGUGUACAGAGCUGAUAUGUUUUCUGGAGUAUGUCAGUGGUGAUGUACACUGGUCAUUGCUACCUUCCUGCUACACACUUCUCGUAUCUCUGAAUGUUACACACUCCAAUCACACUGAUGGCUUUGUGGCACAAACACAAAAUGCAUGACAUCUGGGAAGGAGUAAUAAGAGAUUUUGACUUGCAUUAUACACAAAGUACUUUCAAAAGUGUGUAACUACAUGUAGAGAUGGAGUUGGAAAUUUUCACAUUCUGAAUUCUUUCGCUGGCAGAAAGCAGAGUCUGAGCCUGAAGCCUAAGCUAGAACAUAGGGACUACUGCAGGUUAUAAGUAGAUAUGAAGUGUAACUGGCAGGUAUAGACAGAAUUCAAGAGGUGUUUAAACAUACCAAACCCAAUUUGAAAAAAGUUUUCGACAUUUUACCACAGGUAUUAAUAGUGCUAUUGACCAUUGUCUGUUUUCGCUUAAUAAUUUAGCCAAAUCUGCUCGAGCAUGAGAUAACCCAAGGUACUGGUCCAAAUGUACUGUUUCAAAGGAAUGCUCUGGUAGAUAACAAAC
Alosa alosa (allis shad) is the source of this 1875-nucleotide messenger RNA. RefSeq lists its product as uncharacterized. NCBI's taxonomy places the organism in Eukaryota, Metazoa, Chordata, Actinopteri, Clupeiformes, Clupeidae. The transcript has 6 exons. The coding region runs from base 378 to 1166 and encodes 262 amino acids. The record is from RefSeq and is a predicted model, not a curated record.